ACUCAGCGGCCAGUUGCUGAGUUGUCAUCUGUCAAACCUGUCAGUGUCUCAAUUUAAAGGGACAACUGUACGUAAAUGGACUCAUGUUUCUGACCCAGUACCUAAGCUUUGAAGUGCUUUUGCAUUCCAAGAUAACCUCAUUCGUCACUCAAUCAAAAUGCUAAGCAGAGUACGGUUCAUUUCCUCUGUCCUGAGCCACAUCAGGGUGGAGAGAGUAAAUUACUUGGCUAGGCCUCUUGGUGUCGUUGUCAAGGCAUUACCUGCCAUCAGAUUCACAAAACCUCUGGCCCUGUGCUCAGGAACACUUGUUGUUUAUGCUGCAUCACCUGAUACAAAACAAAUUACCCUCCCAUCACUAAAGGAUGUUGCAGUUGUAGUGAAGAAGGCCGACAUUCUUUUCGAAGAAAACAAGUUACAAGAUAUUUUGGAUUUGCUGAGACCUUACAAGCAUCUCAAUAACGAAGAAAUCUCUUGGAGGAUAAGCAGAGCUUCGUACCUGCUUUCUAAAUCGAAAACCCUCACUAAAGCCGAGCGGGAUGCCCUAAUCGAAGAAUCUUAUGACAUGGCAAAAAUGACGCUGCAGCUCAAUGAAAAUAGUGCCUUAGGUCAUAAAUGGAUGUCGAUUGCCCUUGAUGCCUACAAUGCAAUUCAGGGAUUUCGAACACGUUGUACCUCACUUGUUUCUGUCAAGGACCACAUGCUGAAGUCUAUUGAAUUAGAUCCGUCUGAUGCAACAGUUAUAUACAUGGUCGGAAUGUGGUAUUACUCCAUCGCAGAACUUGCGUGGUAUCAAAGGAAGGUGCUUCAAGCAAUUGCAGGAAAACCUCCUUCAGCAACAUAUGAAGAGGCCUUGCAUUUCUUUAAAAAGGCCGAAGAAACGUCACCUAAUUUUUAUAGCUUGAACCUUCUUAUGCUUGGAAAAUGCCACCUGAAACUGGGAGACCCGGAUACUGCCAUUGACUAUCUACAGAGAGCCAUGAACUACCCUAAAUUUACAGAAGAUGACCAUCAGGCCCAUCAAGAAGCAUCAGAACUUCUCAAAUCUUUGAAAACAAGAUAAGAAGAUCAUCUCAAAAAACUUUUCACCAUUGGACGUUUUGCUACACCUCAUUAUUAAACAACUUCUUGUGAUUUUCUUGUUGAUAGGCACCUAUGAGCACACCAUCAAAUGUUUCCAUGCCAUUCCAUUACUUUAAGGUAUUUUUGUACUUGGUUUCUAUAUUUGUUUUUACCUUAUUUAAAAUAAAAUUAUU
This is a messenger RNA of Thrips palmi, 1253 nucleotides long. RefSeq names its product regulator of microtubule dynamics protein 1-like. Lineage: Eukaryota; Metazoa; Arthropoda; Insecta; Thysanoptera; Thripidae. Gene Ontology annotation, molecular function: microtubule binding. Bases 158 to 1060 code for a protein of 300 amino acids. The record is from RefSeq and is a predicted model, not a curated record. The transcript has 7 exons. Gene Ontology annotation, cellular component: cytoplasm; mitotic spindle pole; spindle microtubule.